CAUAAACCCAUUCACACACACACACACACACACACACACACACACCACACACACACACACACACACACACACACACACACACACACACACACACACACACACACACACACACACACACACACACACACACAACCACACACACCGCUGCUGCUACUGGUCUAAUAAAGAACAAGAGGAGUUGCCUGGCGUUGCCGGACGCCUCCGGAGCGGGACGCACACUUUACGCACCACGGAUCGAAGAGGGACGCAGACUUUACGCACCACGGACCGGCCGUUACGCGAAACAUUCUUCGCAUAUUUUUAUUCCUGUCGUGCAGCGGGAGGCCUACUGGAUUAAACCAGAUCCAUUCGGAUUCACUUUGGCUCCUCGGGUUUGUUUUCACUCGUCUCCGAAAGUAGGAGGAGGCUUCUCCCCAGCUCGGCUUGAGCUAGUUGUUUUUUUGUGAAUGGAGACUUCUCACGCGUAAAGUUCGUCCGCGCGAGGAGCAGCCCGUGCAGCCGCUCGCUCCACCUGCCCACAGGUGACCGUCGGCGCGCGGGACCCGACUAUGACCUUGGACAUGGACCUCAUGGAAGACACCGACAUCGACGUGGUGGGAGAGGGGCCGCACGAGAGCGGAGACGGGCCCGUCCCAUCGCAGGAUGAGCUGCGCGAGACCGAGACAGAGACCUCGAGCGGGGAGCACGAGGGGGGCUGCAGUCCUUCCUCCGCGUGCCCGCUGCCUGCCAAGACCAAGGGUCCUGCGGCGGUGAAGCCCCCCUACUCGUACAUCGCGCUCAUCACCAUGGCGAUCCUGCAGAGUCCCAAGAAGCGCCUCACGCUCAGCGAGAUCUGCGACUUCAUCAGCGGCCGCUUCCCGUACUACCGCGAAAAGUUCCCCGUGCAGAACUCCAUCCGGCACAACCUGUCGCUCAACGACUGCUUCGUCAAGAUGCCGCGCGAGCCCGGGAACCCCGGGAAGGGCAACUACUGGACCCUGGACCACUCCUCCGACAUGUUCGAGAACGGCAGCUUCCUGCGGCGGAGGAAGCGCUUCAAGCGGCAGCACUUCCGGUUCGGCGGGUUUAAGGAGCGAGCGCUCGAGCCCGGUGGGAUCCCGGGCUUCACGCUGCACGCGGGGGGCUACGGGGUGGGCGCGAGGGGUCUGCCGCUCCCGGGGCUUGAGAUCCCGGGUCUGGAGAUCUACCCGCUGGGGUUUCACCCGCACCAUCACCACCACCAGCAGCACGCGCCGCCGUGCGCAAUCCCGCCCGUCAGCAGCAUCCUACCCGCGCUCUCCAGCUUUUUCUCCCGCAACGCGCUCGCGGCCAAGGCCUUCCUGCAGCCGCAGCCGCCACGGGCCCCCGCGGAGUCCUGGGCGCUGGGCUCGAGCGCCGCCUCGCCGUACACGUCUUCCGCGCUUUUCCCGCGUCUCGCCGCGUCGCCGCAACUCCUCAGCUUCCACCAGGAGUACCGGAAGCUGCAGACUCAGCGAGCGACUUCCGAGCUGGAGCAACACCUGGUCCGCGAGGCGCACGAGUAGCGGGGUGCGAGGGUUCGGGCCUUUCCGCUCGAUUGGAACUCAGGUAGAAGCGGACAUGUGUGGGGACCGGGCGUCUGGAGCCUCGUGCGUAAAGGUGGAUUUAUAAGAGGACGUCUUUUGGCUUCGAGACUCUUUUUUAAGGAUUUUGUAAAUAUCUUUUAAAACGUGUUCCAUUCCCUCUAUUGGUGUUCUGUUAUAUUUGUUUUUCAACCGUUUAUCUAAUUUUAUAAUAAAAUAAAAAUGUUAGUCUAUUUAAAUGACGAGUUUCCUAAAUAAAUAAAAGUCUGUAUUUUA
Molecule: messenger RNA, 1817 nt
Organism: Gadus macrocephalus (Pacific cod)
Lineage: Eukaryota; Metazoa; Chordata; Actinopteri; Gadiformes; Gadidae
Gene: foxd7
Product: forkhead box D7
Biological process (GO): anatomical structure morphogenesis; regulation of transcription by RNA polymerase II; cell differentiation
Molecular function (GO): DNA-binding transcription factor activity, RNA polymerase II-specific; RNA polymerase II cis-regulatory region sequence-specific DNA binding
Source: RefSeq, a predicted model, not a curated record